Megachile rotundata (alfalfa leafcutting bee) is the source of this 1116-nucleotide messenger RNA. RefSeq names its product ubiquitin domain-containing protein UBFD1. Lineage: Eukaryota; Metazoa; Arthropoda; Insecta; Hymenoptera; Megachilidae. The record is from RefSeq and is a predicted model, not a curated record. Gene Ontology annotation, molecular function: 2-oxoglutarate-dependent dioxygenase activity; RNA binding; cadherin binding.
UGUAAAUACGAAUAGUAGGAACUGCAACGCAUUCUACGAUAAUUUUGAUUGGUUGCUGAAAUAUAGUAUCUGUAGUCACUGAUAUAGUUCAUCAUGGAGUACGUCGAUGCUGCUAAAAAUGAAAGCAAUGACAACUCUUUUAACUCAACUUCUUGUUCUGAACUAGUAUCAAAUACAAAUUCCAAUAAGGACUCAUCAAUAGAAACAAAGGAUUCUGCAUCGAAACAUGAAAUUCAAAAUACACAAACACAAGAUAAUGAUACUCCAACUACCUCACAAAAUUUAUCCCAAGAGAAUAUAGACUUUAAAGUGAUUUAUAAUAAACAGAGAAUUAAUGUAAAUUUUCCACUUGAUGGUACUGUGGCAGAAUUGAAAGCUCAUCUUCAGAACAUCAUAUCUGUACCACCAGCUAUGCAGAAAGUUAUGAUCAAAGGAUUAGCCAAAGAUGAACAAACACUUAGAAGUUUGGGUGUUACAAAAGGUGCCAAAGUCAUGGUAGUAGGAUCAAAGUUAGAUGAUGUGUUAGCUGUAUCAAUUCCAACAAAACAAGAUCUUUCUGAUGAAGCUGCUUCCACUACAAAUAAAGAACCUUUGUCUCAACAAAAAAUGCAUAGAAAAGUAUUAGAUAAAGGUAUUCCUGAAGAUGUUAUGCCUGGUAUAUUAAACAGUAAGGAACCUCUACCGGAAUUCCCACUGGCUGGCAUGUUAAAUAAAUCUGGUGGCAAAGUUAGAUUAACAUUUAAAUUGGAACAAGAUCAACUUUGGAUUGGUACAAAAGAAAGGACAGAUAAAAUACCUAUGAACUCCAUAAAAGGUGUACACAGUGAACCAAUUCAUGAUCAUCCAGAAUAUCAUAUUAUGGCUAUACAAUUAGGUACAACAGAAGCUUCAAGAUAUUGGAUAUAUUGGGUUCCUGCACAAUACAUAUCCGCUAUAAAAGAUGCUAUCCUUGGUAAAUGGUGCUACUUCUGAUCAACCGUUGAAAGAAUUUUCUCUCUUCGAAAGCAAAGUGUAAUCAGAUGUAAGCAUUGAUACAAACACGACUGUACUAGUCACACAUUUUUAACAGAGGAAACGAAGAAAGAAGUUAUGAUGUUGCAUUUACAAUCUUUUGAA